Molecule: messenger RNA, 5859 nt
Organism: Octopus sinensis (East Asian common octopus)
Lineage: Eukaryota; Metazoa; Mollusca; Cephalopoda; Octopoda; Octopodidae
Product: signal-induced proliferation-associated 1-like protein 2
Exons: 24
Coding region: 825-5741 (1638 amino acids)
Biological process (GO): regulation of small GTPase mediated signal transduction; activation of GTPase activity
Cellular component (GO): cytoplasm
Molecular function (GO): protein binding; GTPase activator activity
Source: RefSeq, a predicted model, not a curated record
CGGGAGUGAAUGUCUGUUACAGUCACAUAUCGUUCCAUCUAGUAUCAACAAGCACGGGGCGCACGUUGCACCGUUUUUUUUAAAAAAAUUAAUUCAAGAACGAUAACUCUUGUAGUUACUUGUUCCGGGAUUAGUUUAAAUGGUCGUUGGUGUGAGAAACCAUGAGAACUUUAGUUGAGAAUUAGAAGUUAAUCAAACAACUGUUGGCCGUUCAUCAUCUUAAGAGAUAGAUGUAGGUCAGAAACAGAAAUAUGAAUCUUCCACUGAAGUGGACUGUUUUUUCCUUGCUGUUCGCACACGAAGAACGAUAUACAAAUACUGUCUUCUUUAUAGCUAAUGUCUAACAGCACCUAUUUUUUUUUCCUGAUAUACUAAAAUUAUUUUUGUACAUACAUUAAUGACGUUAUUACUCUCAGUUAUCAAGGUAUUGACUGCUGUUAUACAUUUUGACCACCUUUCAACUUAUCUAUGUAUGAAGAGGACGUUGUUUUGAAACCAUGGUUCCUGCAAAUAUAACUAGUUUUGUACUAAAAUUACUAAAUCCCCAAAGUUCUUCAUCAGUUUUAUUUAUUCCAUUAAUCUGGUAAUAGAAAAAAAAAAUAUUAGAUACAAUGCAAGAAAGUUCUGACUUUGAAAAUAUAUUCACUGCUCUAAUUACAAUUUUCUUGUUAAUUUAUAUUUAAAAGUUUUUCAUGAUACCUGGAAAUUAAAAAUUUCAUUAGUUGUAGUAAUAAUAUCAAUUAUAAUAGAAAUAUAUUCAUUUACUAGUAAAAAAAAUAAGUUUAUUACUUUCAUUUGAAAUGACUGAAGAAUAAUGGUAUGACAUGGCGUCAGAUGAACCAGUUUCAUCAAAACGAAGAGCAGGUAGGGGCUCUUCUUAUAUAAUACCUUUGGACACAUCUCCUCCCAGGACAAAGAAAUCUGCUGAUUAUGGCCAGAAACCAGUUCUGAAUGAAAAGGUUUCUAAUAACAUAUGUGAUGAUGAGAAUGAUGCAUGUAGACAUCUUAAUGAAACAGACGAUGUGGGUGGAGAGAGAGACUAUUUUCAGACCCGAGAAAACUUUCAACGAACUAGUUUGAGAUAUCUUGAAAUGCAUCGGUCGAGUACAGAAAAGUUUCUAGCUCGACACAGAGCAGCUUACCAAAUGAACCAACCACCUACUGAGAAACCGAUUUCCAAUCAGACAGCUAAAGUUAAAAAUGAGGGCAAGGCUCAGCAGUUAAGUCGGGCUGGUCUGUAUCGGAGCAAUAGUAAUUUAGAGAUGGAUUGUGUAGAAUAUUCUGAUGAAGAUGUAUCUAAAACUGUUGUUUCUUCUCGCAGAGAAUAUGGAAGUACAUCUUCACUUGAUACUAUUCCAACAAACCAUGAAGGUUUCUUUGAUAUGGUAAGAGAUUAUAAACUUAGGAAUGCAGACCAAAGAAGUCCUGCUCCUCCAAAGUUUCAUGAAGUCUUACGAGGGAAGGCAAUGCCUGAAAAGCUGACUCCAAGCAGCCACGGUGGUAUGAAAUCAGAAUGUCUUUCUUCUGAAAAAGAUUCUGAAAGCACUCAAAGUCCAAAAUUGAAAACAAAAUUUAAGCACAAAGAUCGCAAAGUACGUGCAAAGUCAAUCACUGGAGAAGCUGGGUCAGGAAUAUUCCGAAAGUUACGAGGUGCAAAAGUUGAUGGAUCAGAUAUGGGAAUGAAAACUUCCGAUGUAUCAGAUGGGUUUGAUAGUCGGAACGAGGAGAGAAUAAUGCGUAAAGCAUUUGUUCAUUUUGAUUGUCAAAGCAUUGGCAUUAAUGUCUAUGAUUUGAUAGAUAAACGAAAUAACGCUACAGAGAGGAAAAAUACUACAACCGGGGCAUCUGCUGCAUCUGUUAAUCGUAACAGCUACACAGGAGACAAAGAUAACUCUGAACUGUGUGCUGAACAGGACGAAGGAGACAACAAAAGUAAUAAUUUAGUGUUGAGUUGUCCAUUUUUUCGAAAUGAGUUGGGCGGUGAGGAAUGUCGUAACAUUAGCUUAUGUAAAGUCACAGCGCAGAAACGAAACAAGCUACCUUCCAACAAAGAAAUAGAACAUGGUGUUAUUUAUCGGAAUUCUAUUUGUACAGGAAUCUCAGUCUUAGACUCCUCUUUGAACUCAUCUGGUCAGUCAUUGCCAUCAUUUGUAAAACACAAAGACUUCAUUAUUGAAUAUGUGGAUUAUGGUGCUUACUAUUACAGACACUUUUUUAAUGGAACUGAUCAUCAAAAUUAUUUUGGUAUUGAUGAAAAUCUUGGACCCACUGCUAUCAGUAUUAAAAGAGAAAAAACUGAUGGUCGCGAAAAUAAUAAUGGUAAAGCUGAUUACGGUCAGUUUCAGUUCCGUGUCAUCUUCAGAACAAGUGAGCUCGCAACACUGCGUGGUUCCAUCUUGGAAGAUGCUAUACCAUCAUCUAGUCGUUUAAGUAGUUCCAGAGGAGUUCCUUAUAAAGAUGUUUUGGAAUAUAUACUGCCAGAAGUUAAUCUUUCUUGUUUAAAACAAGCCAUUCCUGGUCAAAAGACUGCUGAACAACUGCUCAAGCUGGAUGAGCAAAGAAUUACAAAAUCAUAUAAAGUUGGCAUUAUGUACUGCAAAGCUGGCCAAUCCACUGAAGAAGAAAUGUAUAAUAAUGAGAAUCACGGACCUGUCUUUGAAGAAUUCUUAGAAUGCAUUGGCACCCGGGUACGAUUACAAGGUUUUGAUAAAUAUCGUGGCCAACUUGACAAUAAAAUGGAUUCAACAGGAACUCAUUCUAUUUAUGCAACUUUCAAUGACUAUGAAAUUAUGUUUCAUGUCUCCACAUUGCUUCCAUUCACACCAAGUAAUAGACAACAGCUUCUCCGCAAGCGCCACAUAGGAAACGAUAUUGUCAGUAUUGUAUUCCAAGAACCAGGAGCUUUGCCAUUUACACCAAAGUCUGUCCGAUCUCAUUUCCAGCAUGUUUUUAUCAUUGUACAAGCUCAUAACCCAAAUACUCCUCAAGUUUCAUACAGUGUUGCUGUCAGUCGAUGUAAAGAUGUCCCACCAUUUGGCCCAUCAAUUCCCGAAAAACCAUUUGCAAAAGGACCAGAAUUUACAGACUUUUUGUUUGCCAAAUUGAUUAAUGGUGAAAAUGCUGCUCAUAAGUCUGAGAAGUUUAAAGCAAUGGCAGGUCGAACACAUCAGGAAUAUCUCAGAGAUUUAGCUCUGAAUUAUGUGACCACAACAGCUUUAGAUUCAAGUUCUAAACUUAGUAAAUUUGCUCUUGGAAGUGGCCGAAAAAAGGAACGUAGCAAGCAGAAAGUGGUUCCUGAUUUGUUUGCUAAAGGAGCAACUGUCUUCCCUGUUAAGGUUGAAGAUUUUGGUCUUGCCAAUAGAAUUGAUUGUAUUUUUGGAAUUGCUGCAGAAAAUAUUGUUCUUAUUGAAGAAAGUACCAAAGAUGUGAUAUUUAGUGUUCCUUGUACAAAAGUUCUUGGCUGGACAGCAUUUACUACUAGUCUAAAACUGUAUCACAGCCAAGGGGAAUGUGUUGAAAUUAUGCCAUCCAGUGGAGAAUCUGAUGAAGUUCUUGAAAUUGUCAGCUGUUUAAGUGCUGUAACGUUAGGUUGUCAAACACAAGAAAUGACACUGAAGCGAAAUGGUCUGGGACAACUUGGUUUCCAUAUACAAGCUGAAGGAAUUGUAACUGAUGUUGAACAUUAUGGUUUUGCUUGGGAUGCUGGAAUCAGGAAAGGAACGCGACUAGUUGAAAUUUGCAAAAUAGCUACAAUAACUAUGACCCACGAGCAAAUAGUAGAUUUAUUGCGUACAUCAUCAACAGUUAAAGUAGUAGCUAUACCACCAGAUGCGAAUGGCAAUCCAAGAUCUGAUGUGAAGUCUUCACCUGGUCAGAUUAGAACACCUGAAAAGUGUGAAGCUGGUCCUACAGAAAUAUCUGGAGAGAUGACAUCAUCUGUGAAAUUGGCUGAAAAUAAGGAAAAUCGUUGGUCUAAAGACAGUUUAGAGCAUAGCCAACACUUGAAGGACGGAGUCCAUUCACGAAGCAAUUCCCAAGACAGUGGGGAUCGGUCUCUUUCAGGUAGUAGCAAAGAAAAAUCAAAUGCCUCCAAUACUACAAACCAAAGAUCUCAUAUGCCGAUAAGCAAACUUGUACAACAUUUUGAAAGUAAUUGCAAAGAAGAUACAUCUGCAAUUAGCAGCAGUGGUGGAAGCUAUUCUAGCCCAUCUGAGAAAGAUAAAUUAUCAAGUCACAGUCUUUCAGCCAGUUCCAACUCCCCAGUAUCGGUAAAGUCGGCAGCUGUCAGUAACAGCAACAGUAUGCAAGCUAUAGAAAAGCAACAUCCGUAUGUCAGCAGCACUAUGAGUGAUUAUGUGUCGCCAGGUACACCACAGUCAGGAAAUAUAUCACUGGAACUAAUGAAGCAGAACCAAAAUACUAAAUAUUUAUUACGACAACAACGGAAGAACAGCGCUCCAGAGCGUAUAAUCAGCAGUGCCACCAAUUUUGGUCAGGGUAUAGAUGUUUGCUUCACAAAUAGUUCAUCUCAUGGUUACAAAUCUUCAGAAAAUUUCAUGCAGCUGUCUUGCCAAGAAGAGAUGUUAUCUGGCAUUGGUAGUACUUCUCGAAAGAAAAUGGAGCAUCUAAUUAGUAAUAGCAAGGGCCGGCCAGAAGGUCUUUAUAAACGGGGUCAGUUUGACACUUCACCUGCUAGUAGCAGUUGUAGUAGCAGUCCAAGGUCAUCUAGCAAAAAUUUAUCAGGAAGAUCUUCAGAAGAAUCUUUGAGCUCCAAGAACCGUGUUGGUAAUGUUGGAAUUCCUGCUGUUCCCCACACCAGUUCCUCAAUGCAUGCUGCUAUUUCUAAUAGUGCAGUGACCAGGACUCCUCACCAUUCUAACACAAAGCAUGCAGUAAACACCAGUAAUUUGCAAGAAGAUUUAUUACGACUCUUCAAUAAUAUUAGCACCACCAAUCCACCUGAAGAUUUAGAUAAGUCUCCUGAAGGGCUUUAUGUGCAAGCAGUGAGCACUCCUUUACAGCGAGCCACUUCUGAAGAAAGUCUUAACAGUAGCAAAAGUUCCGCAGUCCCGAAUAUAAAUGUGGAAAAUUAUGCCACUACAGACCUUCGGUUUAGCAAAAAUGCACCUGUCAGGAAACAAGUUGCAAUGAUCAAAUCAGAAAAAGAUCCUAGGGAUAGACUCUCUCCAAGUGUGCGAAGUGAUAAAUCCUUAGUGUCUCCUCCAACCAGGCGAAAAUAUUCAUCCCCAUCACCUAACUCCCGAAUUCCGUUAGUGGGGUCCACUGCUUCAUUAGAAUGGUCAAACCUUGUGAAUGUUGCAACAAAGGCAAUAGAAAGUACACAAAUGAAGAAUCAAAAACAGUCAAGUGAACAAGUAUUACAAGCAAAAGAGAAAAAUGAACUCUUAACUCCUCAGAAUAAAGACAAAAGUAUGUCAAGAACAGUUGUAUCAAAUCCACAACAAAGAAUCAAAGAACUGGAACAAAAAGUACAGCAAACCUGUAAUGAUUUAGAUAAGGAAAAACAAAAGAAUUCUCAGUAUGAAUCUGAAAUAACCAAAUUACGAGCUGAAAAUCAACGACUCCAAGAUGAAUCUCAAACAGCUGCUACAGAGUUACGAAGAUUUACAGAAUGGUUCUUCAACAUUGUUGAUAAGAAUUGCUUACAACAAUCACCGACAGGACUUUCACAAUUUAUGCAAGCUGGUUUCUCAGAAAAGAAUAUAGAUCGACCAUUAUAAAGCUUUACAUAUGUUUAUUUAUCUCACAAUAAAACUAAUGAAAGUAUAUAUUUGUGUAUAUGUGUAUAUAAUAUAAAUGCAUGUGUAAAUUGUAUGUCAGUGUGUGCGUACACACACA